GACGUCAUCCAGAAGGAAAGCAACAACAACAACAAAUGUAAACAGAAAUUCAGCAAAGAUAGACAUUUUCCAAUUUUCUUAGUUUAUAAAGCAUGAAGAUAGUUGUUAUAUACGUUGUUAUUUUGUUUAUGUAUAUUUUUGCAGUAAAAGAAAGUCAACAAAAUGUUACAGUUACUGUAGGCAACGUAAUUACAACUGGGAUAAUGUCAACAACGCCUAGUACUGCUGACUUAACAGUCCAAUGCCCUGCAGGAUUUGAUUCAUUUCAGAAUCAUUGUUUCCAUAUCAGUAAACGGCGUGGAUUUAAGAAGAGUGCUACCUCAUUGUGCAAGAGAAUGGGUGGCUAUCAGACCUGGAUUGAUGGAAACGAGAAGGAAAGUAUUGCAAGCGGCUACUUAAGAGCACACUUUAAUAUGCUUUAUCAGAAAACCCCUUUUGUGUGGCUACCAACAAUCAACACCAACGGUAUCAACACCAACGGUGUCAUCUACACAUUUGCAGACUCCAAGAAGAACGCCACACUGUACUUGCGAAAACAUGUUCACCAAAUUAGCAAAUAUAUGAAUCAGACACACAAGCUGCAUUUUUACAUAAAUGUGUUCGGCUAUGCUUUCCAUUGUUCACGCGUUUGCUGGAGAUUACAAGCUUUCUGUGAAGCUAAGCCGAAAAAUUCAGGCAAAAGCUUGACUGCACAACAGCCUGUGCAAAAUGAACGAGAGGAUUGUCCAAGAGGAUUUCAUUUUUUCAUGAAUCACUGUUUCUAUAUAAGUCGUAGAAGUGGAAAUGAAGAAUUUGCUCGAAAGGUUUGUUAUAGAAUAGGAGGUUACCAGCCGAGGAUAGAUGGGAGACAAAAGGAGGAAGUUAUUUUAAGCUAUCUAAGAGCAAAUAUGAACAUAAUUACUUCCUCGUCCAAAAGUGUUUGGUUGCCAAGAAUCGUAACAAAGGGGAAAUCAGUUGAAUGGAUAGAUUCUGGAAAAAGUGCCAACUCAUUUGUAAAGAGAUAUAGACUAAAUCCAAACCAUUUCAAAGAGACAGCUAAAAGGCACUAUUUAACAUAUUCACUCACUGGAUGGGUGAAGGAAUGCCGUCGGGGGUGCUGGACAUCGCAGGCACUCUGUGAAACUGAGAGCUUAACCGAUAGCUUAACCAAAAACGACUGGAAGAAAAGGAAAAACCACUGGAAGAAAGGGAUAAUAAUACGGGGGAAAAGGAUAGCAAACAUGGGGGAAGAAAAGAAAAAGCCUAUAAAACCAACUCUCGACAUAAAAAGUACUCUAGCUCCAAGUAUACAAUCGCAACAAAGUACUCUAGCUCCAAGUAUACAAUCGCAACCGGAAGUUGAACAGUGUCCGGAUAAGUUUGAUGAGUAUCAACAACAUUGUUUCUAUAUCGGACGGCGGAAACUGUCUAUACGCUAUGCAAAAGAAAAAUGUAAAGAGUUAGGAGGAUAUCAAGUUGAUAUUGCCGAUGAAAGAAAAGAGGAUAUUGUACUUAGUUAUUUAAAAGCAAACAAGGAAAGGGUUCUUCAGCCAUCUCCCUAUUUGUGGCUGUCAACAGUGGUCGGCGAUGGCAGGCAUUUAACAUGGUUAGAUACAGCAAAUAGUGCCAAAUAUUUUCUGAGGAAGAGAAAGUACAUAGGCAAAACAUUUUAUACGCAGACAUACUUUGAGAGGGAACUGUUUAUGCAUUUCUCAGGCAAGAAUCUGAAGAAGGCUAGAAGCCUUGGUGUUUGCGUAGGAGAAUGUAGACGUCAUCUUUUCCAACCAUUUUGUGAGACAGAAAUGGAGGCUUCAAAUAAAGGGGCUAAGAGCGGACAUUGAAGGAAAAGUAUGAAGUUUGUUGCACAUACAUAUUGUAUUGUUGAUAUGCCAUGACUGUGAUAGACAUUAUUGUUGUUUGAGAUUGAUUCUGAUUGUUUUUGAUCGGCUUGGUCUGAGGCUCUGUCUGGAAAAAAAAACAAAAACAAAAAAAAAAGAAAGAUGUAAAUAACAGA
Ruditapes philippinarum (Manila clam) is the source of this 1993-nucleotide messenger RNA. RefSeq lists its product as uncharacterized. The record is from RefSeq and is a predicted model, not a curated record. NCBI's taxonomy places the organism in Eukaryota, Metazoa, Mollusca, Bivalvia, Venerida, Veneridae. Bases 93 to 1820 code for a protein of 575 amino acids. The transcript is spliced from 6 exons.